AUGGAGAACUUCUCCCUGCUGACGAUCUCAGGGCCUCGACUGCCCAGCUGUGCCAUGAAGAGCGUACGUGAGCUGCCAUCCCCCAGGAGCACACCCAGCCUGCCAGCCUGUGUCCCCAGCGACGGCGAGAGCAGCGAGCCCCUGGGGCACAACUGCACCAUCUACCGGCCCUGGUUCUCCCCCUACAGCUACUUCAUGUGCAUGGACAAAGCCAGCCAGCAGGAGGCCUGCAGCUUCCUGGACACGCUGGUGACCAGCACCAGGGACACCGGCCAGCCCAAGGAGCUCCCGGAGAGCAUAUGCUCCUCCUCCUGCCCCACCGAGGGCACCAGGAGAGCCAGCCCCGGCGUGGAGGCCAGGGACUGCAUCACGUCCCGGGAUAUCCUCAUGGCCUCCAAGUGGCAGCCAGCGCCGCAGAAUGGCUACAAGUGCGUGGCCUGCUGCCGCGUCUUCCCCACCCUGCACUCACUCAAGACCCACGUCAAGUGUGGCUUCAAGGAGGGCUUUAGCUGCCAGGUGUAUUACCACAGGCUCAAAGUGCUGUGGGAGAAGGAGCGCACAGCCCAGCCCAACAAUCGGCCGGCCUUCAGCAGCUGCAAAAUGCGCAAGUGA
This is a messenger RNA of Dermochelys coriacea (leatherback sea turtle), 612 nucleotides long. It is a transcript of the gene SPATA46, whose product is annotated as spermatogenesis associated 46. The record is from RefSeq and is a predicted model, not a curated record. Gene Ontology annotation, biological process: fertilization. Gene Ontology annotation, cellular component: nuclear membrane. Lineage: Eukaryota; Metazoa; Chordata; Testudines; Dermochelyidae. Bases 1 to 612 code for a protein of 203 amino acids. The transcript is spliced from 2 exons.